Messenger RNA from Nanorana parkeri, 3807 nucleotides. It is a transcript of the gene SALL2, whose product is annotated as spalt like transcription factor 2. Gene Ontology annotation, cellular component: nucleus. The record is from RefSeq and is a predicted model, not a curated record. Gene Ontology annotation, molecular function: RNA polymerase II cis-regulatory region sequence-specific DNA binding; DNA-binding transcription factor activity, RNA polymerase II-specific. Gene Ontology annotation, biological process: regulation of transcription by RNA polymerase II. The coding region runs from base 281 to 3604 and encodes 1107 amino acids. The transcript has 3 exons. NCBI's taxonomy places the organism in Eukaryota, Metazoa, Chordata, Amphibia, Anura, Dicroglossidae.
GGAAGACAAAGAAAGUUCCUGGUACUCUUGUAAGAGGUAGAGAAACACAGCAAAUAAAUUGAUCAGAUAGAUAGAUAGAUAGAUAGAUAGAUAGAUAGAUAGAUAGAUAGAUAGAUAGAUCAUGAAAGGCAAGAAAGACUGAUAAAUGCGACUUAUUAAAUGCCAUCCGGCAGUAAGCGAUAAAGUGGACAAAAGACAAAGAAUCUAAGCCACUGUGAAGGAGCAGUCAGAUAUCAGGUUGUACACUUGUUCUUUGUAAGCAGUGUUUCCAGUGCCUGAAAUGUCACGGAGGAAGCAAAGGAAACCUCAGCAGCUUAUCUCAGACUGUGACAACUCAACCUCUUCAGAGAAUGGGUACACAGCAGGUGAAGAAGUUCAAGUGUGUCAGAAAUGCUGUGCCCAGUUUGACGAACCCUCUGAUUUCACCAGACAUAAAGAAUGCUGUUCUCUUGACAACCAAAUUGUUCUGAUUGUGGACAACCAGGGAGAGUCUAAAAAGAACCAACAAGAAAGCAUUAUUAAGGAAUCUGCCUCACAACCUAACUCUCCAGAAAGUGCUGGGUCAGGAAAGAGAACAAUGGUGACCCGACAAUGUGACCAAGAAACACAUUUUCAAAUGAUGGGCUCCAUAAGACCAGACAUGGACAAAAAGGGUGUGGGCCCCUCUCAGCGCUUCCUUAUUCCUAAUGGGGGUAUAGUAAUGGAUGGUCUCUCAGGACCAAAAAUAGGUCUGGCUCCUAUGAGUCAGGAAGCAGUCCCUGGAGGUCAGACUGCUACAGCUCCUAUAAACAUCCCUAUGAUCCUGGAAGAACUUAGAGUUUUGCAGCAGAGGCAGAUACAUCAGAUGCAAAUAACGGAGCAAAUAUGUCAACAGGUACUAAUGCUUGGAUCCCUUUCCAUGACUCCUUCAAAUCCAACAACAUCACCACCAGAAAGGAACACUACAACAAAACCCUUGCCUGUCUUCAGUCCAUCAAAACAAUCUGAAUCUAUUCAAGAAUCAACAAAGACAUUUUGCAGAGAUGAGAUCUCCAAGCAGACUUUUCUUCACCUCUACAAUCCUGUAGGGCAUGCAUUUGGAGCUAGGAGUAUUCCAAACAUAAAAGACAAAUUGAUAGGGGGCAUCUGUGAAAAGCCAGUUCUAGGACAAUCUUCACUUCCAAGCUCACCAGCAAGCCAGCUCAUUUCGCCACAUGCAAUAUUUUCACCAAGUUUACCAACCUUACCAUCUGGAUUAUUUUUAGGGGCUAGGGUAUUAGAAACUACCCCAAGCCACUUGAAGCAGAAGAACAAUGAGUCACUACGAGGUGAAAGUCAACUAGAAAGAUCAUCAGGGAAGCACAAAUGUCGUUUCUGUGCAAAAGUUUUUGGCAGUGAUAGUGCCCUUCAAAUACACCUACGUUCUCACACUGGGGAAAGACCAUACAAAUGUAAUAUAUGUGGAAACCGUUUUACUACUAGAGGCAACCUGAAAGUACAUUUCCAUCGACAUAGGGAAAAAUACCCUCAUAUACAAAUGAACCCACAUCCUGUUCCAGAGCAUUUGGAUUAUGUUUUGACUAGCAAUGGUCUACCGUAUGGCAUGUCAGUACCUCCAGAGAAGGCAGAGGAAGAGACAAUAGAAAAGAAACCAGUAGUACCUCCAAUAAUAGCAACAGAGGGCUUGAAUUUCUUCUCAAGUUCAGCUAGCCAAGGAUUACCAUCACUUAAUAAACUGGUUCUUGUAAAAGCAAAUGAUGCUGCUCUGAAAAGUUCUAAUGUAUGUCCAAAGACAAAGUCCGAUGAAAAUACCCCUCCCCUUGAAAGGUCAUCUAUUGGGACAGCUGACGUCAGUGGGAGGAUGCAACUUAGCAAACUAGUUACCUCUUUUCCAAGUUGGGCACUGCUAGCCAGCCACUUUAAAUCUGGAAGCUUCCCUUUUUCAUACACUGUUGAACCUCUGGCAUACUCAGAGACAUCAAAAUUACAACAGCUAGUUGAAAAAAUUGACAAGCAGGCAACAGUUCCUAACCAGUGUGUCAUCUGCUUACGCGUAUUAAGUUGUCCCAGGGCACUUAGGCUCCAUUAUAACCAACAUGGAGGGGAAAGACCAUUCAAAUGUAAAAUAUGUGGGCGGGCAUUCUCAACUAAGGGCAAUUUAAAAGCCCAUUUUGUGGGUCAUAAAACCAGUUUAUCCUCAAAACCUCAAAAUUCAUGUCCAAUUUGCCAGAAAAAAUUUACCAAUGCUGUCACUCUCCAGCAGCAUAUACGAAUGCAUCUUGGUGGGCAGAUACCAAAUGGAGACCUAUCACCUGGAGUUGGAAGCAAAAUAGAACCCAUAGAAGACAAAAACAUUCCAGAUUUUUCAGAUGAAGUUAGCACUGAAGAUGACUCAUUGGAUGUAAGUGAAUCCGAAAGUGAAAAGGCUGCACUAGUGGAGUCAGAAAUAUCAAGCAUGGACGAUGACACUGCAGCUUCUGUUGUAAAGAACAAUGAUAACAACAACGCAUCACCUUCUGCUACUCUCCAGCCUUUGCCUUUUCCAGCCACAGAGUCAACUGUUUUAUCAGAACAACCACUCAGCACAACUAUUGAAUCAGGCUCUCAUCUAGAAAAAGCUAAUAGUACUAAUUUAGGUAAUGCGGAAGACAAAGCUGAGGCAGACAAGAAUCCACAAAAUACAGAUGAGAAGAGUCUAGAUGAAAAAAUCCAUACAGACCAGAAAGAACAAGAUACAAAUAUAAGCACCACAGCUGAGGGAAGCCCCCAUAAAGAGGAAGCCCAUGUGUGUGAUUUAUGUUCUGAGAAACUACCCAGCACUGAGUCAUUGGGGGAGCAUGAGAAAUGUCACACAAAAGAUGGAUUGUUCCAUUGUUUGGUUUGCAAGCAAAGCUUCCUGGAGGCAUCCAUUCUGAAGAAGCAUGUACUACAGGCACACCAGGUGAGCCAAACCUUUCCUCCUCAGCCAGUGAGCAGCCCCAAACACCCAUCACCAGCCCAAACAUUACUGAAGAGUGAAGCUUUAAGCCCACCCCAGACACUGGCACUGGUCAAGCUUCCAGGGCUACCGCUGGCCACAUCCCUCUCCCCUCCUUUGAGACGCAGCCCUAAGCAGCAUCUGUGCAUGGUUUGUAAGAAGACGUUCUCGUCGGCCAGUGCAUUGCAGAUUCAUGAGCGGAUUCAUACAGGAGAGAAGCCUUUUUCCUGCAAUAUGUGUGGAAGGGCGUUCACCACAAGGGGGAACCUUAAGGUUCACAUGAGUACUCAUGUAUGGAAUAGUACCUCUUCAAGAAGAGGAAGACGUCUGUCUCUGGAUAAUUUGGGCCCUCUGCUCUCAGGAAACCCAAUGAAGCUGCAGGAUUUUCUGUCUAGGGAAAUUCCUACACAACUGGUUGGAGUUAGCCCAUUAUCAUUUUGGAACCAAUACACAGCUUACCUCACUAGUGGUCCACCAACAGCAACUGGCAACAUAACCUCUACUGCGGUCAUUUCACCCCCUGCUCUAAUUGGAUUGCGAGCAGCUAAAGUUGGGCAUAUUCCUGCUGGAGGACUUGUGGAGAUCAAAGAAAAGAGUCCAAGCAUUGCAGAGGCUAUACAAGGGAGUCCAAUAAAAGAAGAGAAGUAGACAUCCUUCUGAAAAUGACAGGAGAUAAAAUUGAUAGUCAUAUGAUGUAAAGAUUGAAUUGACAUUGUGUGUUAGGUUCCACAUAGUGCCUGCUCUUCUUAAGCAACUGACAGUUCCUGGAGAUGGUUUUACUGUGUCCUGUUAGAUUUCAGUCCAGUAAAAUACGGCCAGGUUUCAAUGACAUGUGCAAAAACUAGUGAACU